This is a messenger RNA of Ornithorhynchus anatinus (platypus), 1883 nucleotides long. It is a transcript of the gene PIMREG, whose product is annotated as PICALM interacting mitotic regulator. The transcript is spliced from 5 exons. The record is from RefSeq and is a predicted model, not a curated record. The coding region runs from base 120 to 956 and encodes 278 amino acids. NCBI's taxonomy places the organism in Eukaryota, Metazoa, Chordata, Mammalia, Monotremata, Ornithorhynchidae.
CGGGCCGCCGGGGGUCGUGCGUCGAAAAGCGGGGCAGGGGGUCGAAAAUCGGCGCGGGAGGAGGAGGAGGCGGCGAUCGCAGGGAUUUCAGCCGGGACGAGAGGAGGCCUUGGCGAGAGAUGGCAUCGGUGCUGCAGGGGGUGGGGGCCGCCCUGGGGUGGAGGGCUCACCGGGUGCUGGAAGAGACUGACGAGAACGGCAGCCCGCCGCCCACCCGCUCCCGGAGGAAGCCCGGGGCCGGCGGCCUGAGUGUCCUGCGCGGGAGUCUCCGCACCCGGGAGGCACUGCGGCAGGUGGACGUCAACUUUGGGGGGACCCCGGCCUGGGAGCGUCUGGAGCCCCCAGAGAAGGGGAGGCAGAGCCUACAAUCCGUCUGCCGCACGGCCCAGAACGCCCUUGGGGCGGUGGCUCAGAGGUUGCAGAAGUCCCGGCGGCCUCACGGCCACCACCUGAUGGUCUCCCCUGGGAAGAGAAGCCCCGCCCCCCGCACCCCUCGCCGGCGGGCCCCCCGGCCGGCCUCCGCCGCUGCCACCCCCCCGAGGUCCGGGCCCCGCCGGUGCCCCCCUCGGCCCAGCGCGUCUCCCCGGAGGCCCGGAGGAGCCGAGUGGAGACGUUUGUCCUCCUGGCUGGGGAAGGACGGGGGGACGUUGCCCCUCAGGAGGUCUCAGAGAGCCGCCGCCCUCAGCGGCCCCUACUCCUCCCCGGCCCCCCUGCUCGGCCGCCGGCAGACGGGGUCCCGUCUGGCCUCGGGAGAAUUCGACAGAGACCUGGAGUCCGUUUCCAGAGGGAUCCAGGAUCUCCAGUAUCUCUCCCAGGAAUUUGAUGACGCCAUUGCCAGAGAAGAAAGGAAACAAGCGAUCGCAAACUACCAUCUCCUAAUGUCCCGGAACCUGCAGGCUGCUCGCAAGUCCAAGAAACUCUCUCGAUCUUCCCUGAAGAAGCUGCAGCUGAACUGACACGGCUCUAACCAGGAUAAUUAAGUGUGGACAGAGGGAGGGAAAAUUUAGAGGGUCAUAGGACAAACAAGCUGGCAGGUGGUUCUGCUCUUCCUUUCAUUCCCACCCUCACAUCAGCUUCUGGGGAACGACCUUUCCUCUCCUCCUCCACGAAUCCCCACUCCCCGAGCCCUUCUGAAAUCACGAGGCAGCGGGGCUAGGCUUCCUCUGUUCGACAGAGUUUUGCCUUCAGGUUUCCUCACGCUUCCUUUUAACUUUGUCGCUCUAGCACAUACAGGCCCUACUCCGGAGACUUGCAUGCGGGUCUCAGCCGCAACAGAACUCACACUAGCCUCUUCACACUAACACACUUGGGGCCCCAAGCGCCCCAUCAACUCUGCUGCGUAAACGAGCAGAGGUGCGAUAGCCCAUCGGCAGUAAGCUGGUGAUGGAAUUGAUGCGCCUCAGUGUUCUCUGCCCGCUGCGCUGGUUAGUCAAAAAAUAUCUGGCUAAUAUCCCUUUUGAAGAACCGAAAGGGUCAGAGUGAGCAACCUAAGUGCUUUUUAUACACAUGUUGCCUUUCCUCUUAGGUCAUUGUGACAAAGAAUCCGAAUAGUCCUUAGGAGCUCAGGAAUAAGCUGAAAUCAUAUAUAUGCCUCUAGAUAUAUAUGUAUAUAUAUUCUACAUAUUUAAAGUUUAGACUGUUUACCUGUUGACAACUCUACUGAGUGGAUUUUCUUCCCCCUUGUUGGGGUCGGAUUUACACUAAAUAAGGGCUUGUGUUCUAAAACAAGCUCUUCUCUAGGGAUAAGGUGGUGCCUUGUUUUAUCAAAAAAAAAAAAAUGAAAUUGCACCUCGUUUUUGAGAUCCACCAGUAAUUGCUUUUAUAUAGAAAUACUUGUUACCAGUUUUGACACAUUAAAAAUUUUCUUUUCUCUUUUCAACCAA